GAGGAUCACGCAUCCUCUCCUGCCAUUUUUGUGCUACUGGCUAGCUUGCUAAGCGAAAGGGGUCUCCAUCAGCAGGAGGCAGACGAGACUGCAGGCGGUAGAGAAAGGCGGUUGAAAUAAGGGACGCAACCUUCCCUGGAGAGUCGGAGAGCUCUUCCAUACAGGACACCAUUAUUUGAAAGCUGUACAAUGUCGGAUUUUGACAGCAACCCGUUCGCAGACCCGGACUUCAGUAACCCCUUUCAGGAUCCGUCAGUGACACAGGUGACCCGGUCUGCCCCUCCAGGUGGUCUGGAGGAGUAUAACCCAUUCACAGACUCUAGAACGGCAGCCCCUGGAAAUGCCUCUAAACCGACUCCUGCCCCUUCCCAGAACACACAACCUGCCAUCAUGAAGCCCACAGAAGAGCCGCCUGCUUAUUCACAGCAACAGACUCAGCGGCAUAAUGAGGACCAGGCACGUGCUCAGGCUGAGUUGUUGAGGAGGCAGGAGGAGUUGGAGAAGAAAGCAGCAGAACUCGAUCGUCGGGAGAGAGAGUUACAGUCCCAUGGAGCUGCAGGCCGAAAGAACAACUGGCCUCCCCUGCCAGAGAAGUUUCCCGUUGGGCCUUGUUUCUACCAUGACAUCGCAGUGGACAUUCCUAUAGAGUUUCAGAAGACUGUCAAGAUCAUGUACAACUUGUGGAUGUUUCACACAGGUACACUCUUCGUGAACAUGUUCGGCUGCCUGGCCUGGUUCUGUGUGGAUGCAUCCCGUGGGGUAGAUUUUGGCCUGGCCAUGUUAUGGUUUCUGCUCUUCACACCUUGCUCUUUUGUCUGCUGGUACAGACCACUUUAUGGGGCUUUCAGGAGUGACAGCUCAUUCCGCUUCUUUGUCUUCUUCUUUGUCUAUAUCUGUCAGUUUGGUGUUCAUGUGCUGCAGACUAUUGGCAUCACAGGCUGGGGAACAUGUGGAUGGAUUGCAGCUUUAACCGGUCUGAACACCAGCAUCCCUGUAGGCAUCAUCAUGUUGCUUAUCGCAGCCCUGUUCACUGCUCUAUCUGUGGGCUCACUCAUCAUGUUUAAAAAGGUGCAUGCACUGUAUCGUACCACCGGUGCUAGUUUUGAAAAGGCCCAGCAGGAGUUUGCAACCGGGGUCAUGUCGAACAAGACCGUUCAGACUGCAGCUGCCAACGCUGCAGCCAACGCCGCCUCCAACGCCGCCCGCGGGGCCUUCAAAGCUCACCCCUAAAGUGACACAAAGAUACAUAACACAUGCUCACACACACACACACACACACACACACACACAGACACACAGACAAGACAGAUAAUGUUGGAGAUGCACAACUCUGCCCCUGAGAGUGAAUACUACUCUGUUAAGAUGGUUUUCAAGAGUCACAGAACGCAAAUAAUAAGAGAGACCUACAGGGGGCAGAGUUGUUCACCUUCACUUGGAAUCAACUAUCCCUUCUAUCCUCCCUGUCUGCCUUUCAGUCAGGUGUCCAUCAGCUCACAUCACCUAGAUCUAAGUGACCCAAGGUCUGGGUGUGUGUGGCUGUUCAUUUCACCCUCCCCCCACUCCUUUGCUUUCGUUGUUCUUCUGUCCCCUCAACAAUUUUCCUAGUUAAGGCAGAACUCAACGUCUAGCAUACCUUAUUAUGUUUGUCAUGGUGUGAAGACCUACAGUGUCUGCAGAUCCCCGCCUGAUAAACGCAGUCAUGGAAAAGUGAUAAUCUGAUCAUGGUGUUUUGCACAUAGUUCUGUUUUCUUGCUCGUGUACCAAACGUACAGUGUAUGUUUGAAGGGGUGGGUUGGUGUGUGAGUCCAUAUUUCACAUUAAGAACAUCGCAGAGCUCAUCUGUGUGGAGCUAAUAUCCUGCCAAAGCUUCAUAAAAAGAGUUUUACAAGUUUUCACCUGCAAACAGUGGUUUUCACAUGGACAUCAUGAUUAACAGUCAUAUUUCUAACACAUCAUGCCUCAGGAACAACUGCAGUGUUUGUUGCAAGGACAAAAAAAAUACAUCCUACAAACACAAAAAUGACUUCUGUGUUUGCUGAUGAUUUUUUCCACAACAGUAGGUGGUGUUAUAAGUCUGUGUAAGGCCACAGGUGUUAUUCUGAGUUCUGCCAAAGUUAGUCUGCCAAAUAAUGCACCCCUUUUAGGUUUGCUUUCAGGCAAAAGGAUUCAGCACUGUUAAACUUUGUGAUUUUUUUGUUUGUUUGUAGGAUACUCUUUUUGUAAUUGUAUGUACAACUGUAACAACUUUUUUCACAAUCACCAUAUUGCAGUUAUUUGAGCUAACUGUUUUUUGUUUGAUUUUUGGAUAAUCAGGAUAAGCAUAACCGUUCAGCUGUUUUCCACCAUUUGAGGAUUGACUGGUUCUGGUUUGUCAUUUUGUUAUUCCUGCUUCUUCUUGAAGCUCUUAAAGUGUAACACACAUGUUACUUGUCAACUACAGAUCAUUAAUGCCUAACAAAAUGAAAAUGUAAAUUCAUACAUUUCUGUCAGGUCACAACUUAUUAUUUAUAGCUUCUGUGGUUCAAAGGAUGAAAAUGUGCAGAAGAGCGUUUCUGUCUGCUGCUCUGACAUCUAAAGUUAGUACAAUGAAUGAUAGGCCAAACAGGCUUUAUUCGAACAGUUUUGGCAGGAAAUUAUCUCCAGACAGUUUUUUUAUAUAAUCCAGUGCUUGGUCAUCCAGAUCUGAAAUGUAAAUGUCCUAUAUCAAUGCUUUUAUUCAGAGACAAACACCAUUGUGGCCAUGGUAAAGUUGAUUUCAUAUGGCUAGGAAUAUGUGUAUGUGUGUUCUUCUUUAAGGACCUGCCUCCAGCCCCUUAACAGUGAAACCUUAAACUGUUAACUCCCAUUCAAAGUAGGCGGGGUCAGCAUCUCUGUGGCUUAAUACAAUUUGACAGCAUGAUAAAGAAGACAUGCAUGUUUCGCACAUACAAGAUUACUUUGGCAAGGUCAUUGUGUCCACUGUUAGCCUUUUUCUGGCUACAGGUGUAGCUGGCUGGGAAUGUCAGCCUUCUUAUUUUCUAGUGGUUUGUGUAAGAAGUGAGCGGUGAAGCUUUUUGCAUGUCCUCGUGGCUGUUUGACUGAUUGACGGAUCUAUUUAUGAAGAAGCACUGAACACCCAGGUCAGCAGGUCAUCAUUUCUCUCCAUAAAGUUUUAGAAAAGUGUCCAGUCUGUCUGGAUGCUUUCAUGACCUGGUGCACUAAAGGGGGGGGGGGGGGUGGACUUGAGAAAUGUCUGCAUUUUCCUUUACAUUAACAGGCUACUGUGUAACUUCCCUUCAGUUGUUUUGUAGCUCUUAAAAACUAACGCUGCUAUGUGUCUGAGAGCCGCUCGGUUGCAACAAUUAAUAA
Messenger RNA from Sphaeramia orbicularis (orbiculate cardinalfish), 3348 nucleotides. RefSeq names its product secretory carrier-associated membrane protein 1-like. The coding region runs from base 190 to 1230 and encodes 346 amino acids. Gene Ontology annotation, cellular component: recycling endosome membrane; trans-Golgi network membrane. The record is from RefSeq and is a predicted model, not a curated record. Gene Ontology annotation, biological process: protein transport. NCBI's taxonomy places the organism in Eukaryota, Metazoa, Chordata, Actinopteri, Kurtiformes, Apogonidae. The transcript has 10 exons.